AUGUCUAUGCGCACUUUUUACCGCUCGUUCAGCACAACCCUCGCUCUGGCGUCGAAAUCCAUCUCCAAUAGAGUCAUCAUCCCACCUUCAUCGCCGUUCAACGGUCCUGUCCAGAAGAGUGAGUAUAAGCAACUGCCUCUGGACUCAGAUUUCAUCGAAAAAUCAUACAAUGAGCUAGAGCAGUUCUCUACUGACUUUCUUCAGAAACAUCUCAAGAAGUCAUACUCGGACUUCGAAAAUCAUCCUGACCAAUUAGUGUUCGAGCUGGAAAAAUAUAUCGAACUACACGUGAUUCCUCGCCACAGCGUAUCCUCUGGCCAGAUGGUCAACACCGGAAAUCGUGUACUUCCCAUGGUGUAUUGUAAAAGCAUGAGCGACAAGCUUGUAAUCGAGCGCUUUUUAGAUUUUUGUAACGGCGUCAAACUGACCCUUCGUCUGAAUGGUGGUCAUACUUGUAUCUUUGACAUUCUUUUACAGGGUAAGGCUGCCUUUGAUCAAUUUGAAAAGAGAAACGCGUCUAAUUAG
Lachancea fermentati is the source of this 525-nucleotide messenger RNA. Lineage: Eukaryota; Fungi; Ascomycota; Saccharomycetes; Saccharomycetales; Saccharomycetaceae. The record is from the annotation of a GenBank genome assembly.